Molecule: messenger RNA, 1416 nt
Organism: Plasmodium knowlesi strain H
Lineage: Eukaryota; Apicomplexa; Aconoidasida; Haemosporida; Plasmodiidae
Product: 6-cysteine protein
Exons: 1
Coding region: 1-1416 (471 amino acids)
Source: RefSeq, a predicted model, not a curated record
AUGAUACAGAAAUUUUUCAUCCUUUUCGCGGCAAGCAUCUAUGGAUUCUUCCUGAAAAAAUGUGUAAAGAGCAACGCCAUAAUACCAAGGGAGCACAUAUGUGAUUUUACAUUUAAUCCACAUAGUAGCAUCAAACCGGUGUUGGCAGACGGACCAAAUGGACAGGAGGAUAAGGACGUUUGGUGCGUUGUGCACAAUCCACAUCUAACGGAUUACAUAGCAAUGGUAUGUCCAAAAAGGGAAAAGGAAGUUGAAAGUGGAAACUACGGCGAGUUGAAUAUCGUGCCCGCGAACUGCUUUACGGAACAUUUGUACUCCCCUUACGAUACAGAAGAGAAGGGAAAGGAUAUGCAAAUCCUGGGAUUAGAUCCUCAAACACUAUCCAUACAAAGAACGUUUAACAAUUUUGAGUUGAGGAUGUUAAUCAUCCCGGGGUAUUAUAAAAAUAACAAAACCAUAUAUUGUAGAUGUGAUAACACGAAAACGGAAAAAAAAAGAAGUGGUGGUCAGGGAGUUCAUGAUCAUCGAGAAGUGGAUUAUGUGGGCAAAGUGGGAAUAGUGAAAAUUGUCUUAAAUGAAGGGGGAAAAAAAAACAAGAGACCACCGAAAGGAAUCGAUUUUACUGAAACGAAUGAAUUCGAAGAAACAGACGAUUUUAUACCAAAUGGAAAUGAUAGAAUUUUGGAUGCCAAGGAAAAUGAUAUAAUUCAUUUUAAAUUUAAACCGAAUCAAGAACCUAAAAUAGAGGGAUGUGAGAAUAUUAUUAACAUGAAGUAUGGAUUUCUACAGAAGUAUGUGUUAAGUCUCCGAUUUCCUGCGGUGUUCCUAUCCACAGAACAAUGUUCUAUUACUAUUAAGAGGGUUACGGAAGCGCCACCAACCGGACAGACGAUGAAGAUUGUCAUGAAGUUUCAAAAGACAGAGAGCAUAGAUGGAUGUGAUUUUACCAAACCGACUGGAGAAGGAGAUUAUCAACAUGGAUUUCCCUUAGGAGAUAUUCAAUCCAAGGAAAAAAUAUGUUCUAUACAUAUCAAAUCCAGAAGCAACAGCAGUAACGGGGGCAAGGGGGAGGGUAGCAAAAUUGCUGCAGGGAUAAAGUGCCCUUAUAAAUUAACCCCGACUUAUUGCUUUAGACAUGUUCUACAUGAAAAGAACAUGAAAGGCGUGAAAGAUUAUCAACCAUUUUUGAUGACUGAUGUAUUAGGAACAACCGAUAUGGAGUUUUACAGCAAUGUAAAAGAAGGAUCUUAUAUCAUUGGACUGCCAACAGGGAUACAGAAAUAUUCGGUGGUGCGAUGUCUUUGUGAGUAUAGUGGAAAGACAGGAAUUAUGGAACUUAAAAUAGAUUCUUCCUCCAGAUGGACAUUCCUAAGCCGAACAUUAAUGCUACUUUCCCUCCUCAUGGUUCUUCUAUAA